AUGGGAGACGCAGAGUACUGGGCCCAGCAGGCGCUGCAGUUUGCGGCGCAACGGCGCGAGCGUGAAUCAGCGAAGGCUAAGGCCGAGGAGGAGAAUAAGGAGUUGCAUGACAUGGAAAUAGAAGACGAUGAAGAUGGAAAUGAAAAUGGUCUGUCCGGGCCCGCGGCUGCUGAGGCAGCAUUGUACGCUGCCGCCACAUCACACAUUGCCGGCGCUCCUAACAGCCAAGUACACCCGCAGCAACACGCACAGGGACAUGCACCACCACCACAGGAGUAUAUACAACACCACGCACAAGGAUACACACAGCAGCACGCACAGGCUCAUAUUCAGGCGCAAGGUAUGCAUCAGCACGAUUACAAUGGGGAAUACAAUGCGUCUGCGCAGCAAGGUGGGUAUGAUCAGGCGAAUAUGGGGUACAGCGCACAGCAGAUGCAGCAGAACAUCUAUCAGGCAUACGUGAAUAUGCACCCCCAUAUGUCUGAGGCGCAACAGCAGGCAGCUCAGGCCCAGGCACAUGCGCAAGCCGCCGCACAGGCCGCCGGGAUCAACGUACAGUGCCCGUAUUCACAACAGAUACAGGGAAUGGGGCAUGUUCACGCGCAGUUGGGGAAUAUGAAUUCACACAUGCAGACCCAGCAACCGCAGUCGCAGCCACCACAACCACCGCCGAUGGAUAUGAUGGGUUUGAAUAGCAUGGGUAUCAAUAUGAACACGGGUAUGAACAUGGGCAUGGUACCGCAGGGGGUGCCCCAGCACCUGUACUUUGUGCAGCAGCAGCUGGUGCAGGAACAGGCCUUGCAGCAACAGCAGUACCAGCAACAGAUCAUGCAGCAAGAACAGCACUUGGCCAUGCUGGAGCAUGAGGCCCAGCAAGAGGCGGAUAUGGAGGCGGAUAGGGAACAGCGCGAGAUGAUGUUACGAGAGCAGCGCAGUAGACUGAGGCGCUUGCAGGAGGAACAGGCCGCGGAAUUACGUCAGCAAGAAAUUCGGAAACAGGAAUUACUGGCGUACCAAUACCAGCAACAACAAGAGCAGAAGCAGAAGGACAAGCAGAAACUGCCUGCGUGGAUCAGAGAUGCGCUCGCGAAGAACGAGGAGCAGAAGCGCAAAGCCCGAGAGAAGGAGGAGCGUCGAAUGCAAGAGAAUGAGGCGGAGAAGAACAAGUACAAGGAGCGAACCGAUGGCAAGUCACGGUGGGAUGAUGAUGAUGGCAGUGAUGAGGAGAACACAGAUAUUGAGAAGAAGGCCUCUGCAAUGCCACAGCAGCCCCCUCAAAGCACAGCCGCGUACAGUGUGACUCCGAACGUCCCGAGUUUUAGUACCUUCCCAGUCGCGCCGAUGGCACAUAGUGACCCGGUAGAGAGGAGUACUGUGAAAAAGAAACGAGCGAUCAGGGAAGUCUCAGUAGAUUUGGAAGCCGAUAUGACACCGGAAGCUCGGGCGAGGCUGGAGAUGUUAAAAGUAAGAUGGUUGUUGGUCGACGUAUUGAAAGAAGUAACAGAUAGCAUGGUUACCAAUGUUGUUCGAAAUUCUCUCGGCCUGGAACCGAAACGCCCACCACAAAUUGAGCCAAGAAAACGUAGUCGAUUCUCCGAUGCUCCAAUAAGUCCCGGAAGUCGCGAUGUUCGGAAUGCACAAACUAGUAAUAACAAAGCAGCAGAGAAAAAUGGGGAAACCAAGAAGCUACAAAGUUUGAUCGCGUACGCUUCCGAAUCCGAUUCGAAUUCGAAUUCGGAUUCUGAAUCGAAUGCAAACGACAGUGGUAGUGAGGCCGAGGGUGGGACAGCGGUUCGGAACUCUGGCACAGCUCUAAAUAGGAUGAGCAAUGAGCGUAUGCCCACCCCUCCGCGCAUCCGUACAAGGGAACGACCAGAGUCAUCCUCAGAGGACAGUGACGAAGAACAAACAGGUACAACAGCACCCCCUGUGACGACUGUAGCUGGGAGUACAGUACAUUCGGGUGCAACGAAUUGCAGUCUAGAUUCGGAUAUAGCUACCUUGGAAAACACUCAAGGUGUAUUCAAUUCUGGCCGUCUGAGGUCAUCGGAUAAUAGUACUCAGAUGGUAAGCGACAGUGGGCCAGAUCUGGCGGACACCACCCUAGCUGAGCCACAGGCUGAUACUGAUGGCAGAGGUUUGGUUGCAAGUGAAAGCAAAUCUGGGAAGGAAGAUGAUGCUUCGAAGAAAACGAAGGUCAGUGAGCGGUCCACGAGUGUGUGCGCAAAAAGAGCUGGCGUGCUGGAAGGUAACGAGACAAGUGUACACAAGGUGCACAAUAGUCGCACCUCUACCCACACUAAGAGGAGUACCAGUCGCACCUCUACUCACACUAAGAGGAGUACCAGUCGCGGUAGAAGCCGAAGCCGCAGCAAGCACAGGAGUGAAAACAAGGGAGAGCGAAAACAUUCGCGGCGUAGCAGACGCAGUCGUAGUGGGAGCAGCAGACGUUCAAGUUCACCAUCCCCAUCUAAAUCAGCAUUGAGAAGCAGAAGCAAGCGAUCUCGAAGCAACGAGAAGAGGACUGAUCGCAGCAGGAGAUCACGCAGUCGUAGUGGUAGUAUGGGUAGAGGGAAAAGCCGGAGCAAGCCAAGUACUAUCAGCCGUAGUAAGAGGUCGCGGAGUAGGAGUAGAAAGGUACGCAGUAGGAGCGAAUCGCAGAGUAGUGGCAGAAAGUCUAGAAGUCGAAGUGGAAGCAGGGAUAGGCAGAGGAGGAAACGGAACAGAAGUGUGGAUCAUGGUAGCCAUCAGAAGGAGCGUAGAAGUAGCAAAAAGGGGCAUGGGGAUGACAACCCAUCUAAAAGAGGACACAGGGAGGAUAGUAGCCCGACCAAGAAAAGAAGGGACACUAGUGGAAAGCGCAAGGCAUCGAGAAGUCGUCGGAGCCGUUCACGGACGAGUAGUCGCAGUCACAGUAGAGAUGUAAGGCGUGAACGUAAACGUGAGAGGGGGAGGGAUAUUGACCACGACAGAACACGAGACAAAGACAAGGAUGAUCGUAGACGUAAUCGAAGAUAG
This is a messenger RNA of Sphaeroforma arctica JP610, 3018 nucleotides long. RefSeq lists its product as hypothetical. Bases 1 to 3018 code for a protein of 1005 amino acids. Lineage: Eukaryota; Ichthyosporea; Ichthyophonida. The transcript is spliced from 8 exons. The record is from RefSeq and is a predicted model, not a curated record.